AUGAGAGCUAAGAUCUAUCCAUUACGUGGGAGUUCAAUUGACAUUCAUCCGAAUGCUCGAUGGCAACAAGACGGUAUCACUGUGGCUGGAGGAAAUCGACAGGGCAAUGAAACCAAUCAACUCUCAAAUCCAUUGGGUUUGUAUGUUGAUGAUGAUCAAACAAUCUAUGUUGCUGAUGAAUUAAAUCAUCGUAUUGUGGAAUGGAAACGAGGUGCAACGAGUGGCCAAGUGGUUGCCGGUGGAAAUGGACGAGGAAGUGGAGAUCAUCAAUUGAAUUACCCACAAGAUGUGAUUAUCGACAAAGAGAGAGAUAGUCUCAUCAUCUCCGAUCGUUCGAAUAGAAGAGUGGUUCGAUGGUCUCGUCGAAAUGGGACAAGUGGAGAAACAAUCCUCUCCAACAUCUUAUGUGUGGGUUUGACAAUGGACGAGAAUGGAUCUCUCUAUGUCAUUGACUAUGGAAAAAAUGAAGUGAGACGAUAUCGAAGAGGAGAAUCUCAAGGAACAGUGGUUGCAGGUGGCAAUGGAAGUGGAAAUCGUCUCGAUCAACUCUAUGGCCCACGAUACGUAUUCGUUGAUCGAGAUCAUUCAGUGUACGUAUCUGAAGGGGGAAAUGAUCGUGUGACGAAAUGGAUGAAAGGUGCAAAACAAGGCAUUGUCGUGGCCGGUGGUCAAGGACAAGGAAAUGGUCUUACACAAUUUUCAUCUCCUCGGGGAGUCGUUGUCGAUCAAUUGGGCACUGUCUAUGUGGCUGAUGCAGCGAAUAAUCGAAUCAUGCGUUGGCCUAAAGGAGCCACACAAGGAAUAGUCACUGUUGGUAGAAACAGUAGUGGAGGACAAUCGAACCAACUCAAUGGACCCGUCGGUGUUCUUGGUCUUCUUGUAUUAAUUUCAUUAUGUCAGUCAAUGACUUUGUCAAGAAUCCGACGACAACCGCAACACGAUCCUGAUGCUGAUUUCAAUAUCACACAAUUGAUUCAAAGUAAAGGUUAUCCAUGUGAAGAACAUAAAGUGAUUACAAAAGAUGGAUAUAUUCUUGGUGUUUUUCGUAUUCCACACGGUCGAAAAUCAUCAUCACCAGGUCGACCUGUUCUUCUUCAACAUGGUUUAAUCGAUUCAGCAGCAACAUGGGUAAUGAAUUUUCCGGAUCAAAGCCUUGGAUUUAUGCUUGCCGAUGCUGGUUAUGAUGUUUGGCUUGGUAAUGUUCGUGGAAAUUAUUAUUCACGUGCUCAUGUCAAAUACAAUCCUGAUCAUGAUACAGAAUUCUGGAAUUUUAGUUGGGAUGAUAUGGCAAGAGAUGAUCUUCCAUCAAUGAUUUAUUACAUUUUAAAUGUCACACAACAGACACAAAUCAGUUAUGUCGGCCAUUCACAGGGUACUCUGAUUGGUUUUGCUCAAUUUGGAGGUUUGAGUAAUAUUGUUCAAAAUAAUGUUAGUUUUUUUGGCGCUCUGGCCCCUGUUGCCCACAUAACACAUAUAAAAUCACCAUUAAAACAUUUAUUCAAUACUCUAAUGGGUCCUGAAAGUUUUUGGCACUUGUUAUUUGGUAAUAAAGAGUUCCUUGCAUCAUCAAAUAGUAUCAAAUGGUUGGCAAAACAUGCAUGUGGAAAUGUUAUAUUGAAUCCAUUGAUUUGUGAAAAUGUUCUAUUUAUUUUAUGUGGACCAGACAACAAAAAUCUGAAUGCUACACGAACGGAAGUUUAUAUAUCACAUGAACCGGAUGGAACAUCUGUAAAAAAUAUGAUUCAUUUUGCACAAAUGUUUCUUUCAAAACAAUUUCAAGCAUAUGAUUAUGGUUCAGCAGAUAAAAAUCGAUUACAUUACAAUCAAACAACUCCACCAAUAUAUUCUAUUCGUCCAAUGAAAGUACCAACAGCGAUAUUUUCGUCAGGUGAAGAUUGGCUAGCUGAUCCGGAAGAUGUUGCUUUUAUUUUGGAUAAUAUCCAGAAUUUAGUCUAUAAGAAAUAUAUACCAGAUUAUAAUCAUCUUGAUUUUGUAUGGGCUCUAACGGCAAAUAAAGUUAUCUAUCAAGAUUUAAUUAAUCAAAUGCAAAAAUAUCAUCCGUCAAAAUAA
Molecule: messenger RNA, 2070 nt
Organism: Rotaria sp. Silwood1
Lineage: Eukaryota; Metazoa; Rotifera; Eurotatoria; Philodinida; Philodinidae
Source: the annotation of a GenBank genome assembly